AUGAAGCAUGGAGUGGAGAGUGUUGUUCAUCAAUUGGGGAGUAUGGGUAUCGAGGAGGUUGAGAUUAAUGGGGAUAGGGGAGGUAGCAGGAACUUAAUAGAUGACAAGAGGGAGGAUGAGGGUGAAAAGAGUGAUACAGGGAGAACUUGGAAGAGAAUUAAGCGCCAGGUGCGCAUGGACAAUUACUUAGGUGGAGAGAGUAGUGGUGCUAAGAGAGUCUGGGAUGAUAGAAAUUUUACAUUAGAUGAUAAUAUGGAGAUUGAAAAUAUAGAGGAGCUUAUGAAUGAGGAACAAUCUAUGGAGGUGAUGGCAAAAAUGAGAGCACUUGAUUUUCGAAUGGAUGAGUUAGAAGAACGAGAGGAAUUGUUUUGGAGACGACGUAAUAGGAAAAUAUGGCUCUCAAGCGGGGAUAAAAAUACCAGCUUUUUUCAUGUAAAGGCUAAGCAACGCCAAACAAGAAACAAUAUAACAUCAAUACGGGAUGAAGCUAGUAAUCUCUAUGAGGAGGAAGAACAUAUAACGGAGCUGGCCGCAGGUUACACAGGGGAGGAAGUGAUACAAGCGGUAUUCCAAAUGCACCCAUUGAAGGCCCCAGGCCCAGAUGGGAUGUCAACUAUGUUUUAUCAACAAUGUUGGGAAGUCAUUGGAAGCGAUGUAGUAAGCACUGUGCUCAAUGUAUUGAAUAACAAAGCUGAAAUAAGUGAUAUAAACCAUACUCAUAUUGUUUUGAUCCCGAACAAAAAGAGUGGUUUUGUUUCUGGGCGUCUGAUUACUGAUAAUGCUUUGAUUGCUUAUGAGUGUUUCCACUAUAUAAGGAAAAAGAAAAAAGGUGUGAAAGGGAAUUUAGCUCUCAAACUGGAUAUGAGUAAGGCCUCUGAUAGGGUGGAGUGGCCUUUUUUGUGGAAUAUGAUGGUGAAAAUGGGUUUUCCGGAGCAAUUUAUGAUAGUUUGUUGUUUGUACGUUGGAGCUACAACAGAGGAAGUUGAGAAGGUUCUUGGAAUUCUCUCCAUCUAUGAAGCUGCUUCUAGGCAAAAGUUCAAUAUGGAGAAAUCUAAGGUCUCUUUUAGCCGAAACAUUGAGCCAGAGAAGAAAGAAAUGCUUCAUUUGAAGUUGAACUUUAAGGCAGUAGAUGACCAUAAACGUUAUCUAGGACACCUACUUAUAUUGGUAGUUCGAAAAAGGUAG
Molecule: messenger RNA, 1185 nt
Organism: Beta vulgaris subsp. vulgaris (sugar beet)
Lineage: Eukaryota; Viridiplantae; Streptophyta; Magnoliopsida; Caryophyllales; Amaranthaceae
Exons: 6
Coding region: 1-1185 (394 amino acids)
Source: RefSeq, a predicted model, not a curated record